This is a messenger RNA of Pseudozyma hubeiensis SY62, 1905 nucleotides long. RefSeq lists its product as hypothetical. Bases 1 to 1905 code for a protein of 634 amino acids. The transcript has a single exon. Gene Ontology annotation, cellular component: nucleus. The record is from RefSeq and is a predicted model, not a curated record. Gene Ontology annotation, biological process: regulation of exit from mitosis. NCBI's taxonomy places the organism in Eukaryota, Fungi, Basidiomycota, Ustilaginomycetes, Ustilaginales, Ustilaginaceae.
AUGGACGAGGCGAUGGCGUCGCAUCCUUCACAGCCAGAGGCCGCUCGCGCUCGACACCGAGGGUCACGGCGUGGAGGAACACGAUGCAGCCACUCGAUCCCUAUCAAUGUGCCUUCGUUGGACUUGGGCUCCAACAUGACCUUGCAGCUCGCCCACGAACACAAUGGAUCCAUGCUUGCGCAAGCCAACGACGGCAGCCAGAAUCAUCGCAGACGCAUAUUGCGUGCGCUGCACGACCGCGACGUCGACCUCGCCAAGGCCCAGAUGUGUGGACAUUGCCACCAACUCACAGCAGGCCUUGCCGAGUCGCUCCUACACUACCUGCUCUUUGUCAAAGGUCAGCUUCCCGAUCCUGUCAACGUUUUGCGCAAGAAGAAAAGUACGGCUUCGUCUGAUGGCUCCAACGUUAAGCGUAGGCGCUCUUCCAGCAGCUCCAAUCGCUCCAGGAAAGAAGACAAACUGCUACGCAAGCUGCAACAGCUUCGACAGUCGCUACAAGACGCUGUCAGCCAUCUCGAUUCACUAUCCGACAAUCACGGAGAGGGGCCAUCCAGUCGUCCGCAUGAACAAUUGCCAAGCACAAUCUCUCCGAAAGAUGUGAGGCUGAUCAUAGUCAUGGGUGCCAGCGCAACCAUGCCCCGCGAGGUGUUCGUUUUGGAUAUGGUACAGUCCGUUGGCAGAUGUCGCACCGCCGCAAGUGUUGUUCAUGACACGGCUGGUCCUGACUCGUUGGGGGACGUCAUGGUGGAAGACACAGAUACAGAUGUGGCAAGCCUUUUGUCGGAAGCUUCGAAUCGACAGCGCGACGCGGCCAGAGCCAAGACAGGCAGCAAUUGGGAGCGCAAGCUUGUACGGUUGCUCGUCAGCGACGAACGGCUCGAGGGGUUCAUGGGUGCUCCACUCGCGCCCACCAAGACUCAUGUUCUGCUCAGCGCGCCGUCGACUUUUCGCUGCCCGGGAUGGUCGAUACGCCACCACGUUGACUUUGAUCUAGAUCACCUCAACGGGCCCGACCCGACCGCGACGGACGAGGUCGAUGCCGUGACUCCUUCCAUGGACACCAGCAUAUCGCCAUCCGCGCAAGAGAGUGGUACUUGCGAUCGCAAGAGAGCACCUCCGAGCCCAUCACAGCCUCAAGACGGAAGAUGGCUCAAGAACAAGUUGGCACGCGAUUCGUCCUCGUCCGUGGCAGAAUCUUGGGUCGAAGACAGUGCGUCGGACCUUCUCGUCGAGUCGAGCAUCAGCUCCGUCUCUGAUGAUAGUCGACCUCCAUCGGCGGCGGAUAAGCCAUGGCCUGUGGGAAGCAGUCAAGCGGCCGCUGUCGCGCAAAGCUGGCUGGCAACUUGCGACAGCCCGCGAUUCACUACGACGCAUUCGCCGGAUUGUGGUCCAAGUAGCUUAAGAUCGAGUCGCACCGGAUCGUCGCUUGGAUCCUCGACCAUUCACGCUCACGACUCGAACGAUUCAGGGACAAAUUUUUCAGAUCGACACGUUUCCAGCUGCGAAGAUCUGUCGAUGGUGGCAGGACAGGCCGAGGCUCCAAUGGACGACAAGGUCUGCAAGCUCCCAAAUCCAGCUGUGACAACUCAUGACUCCGCCCUGGAACCGCGACGCCGUUCGCGCGAGCCGAAAGAAGGAGGGCUGUUGAGCCGCAAUCUGCUGCGAGCCAAGCAAAGCCGACAGAGCUCGUGUACAGCAUCCGACUCGAGUUCGGUACGAUCUGUCGGCUCGUCCAUGAAGCGAGCACCUCGCUGUGCUGGUCUACGCAUUGACUUUACUGAUCCGGAGCAAACAGCGUCAAUUGCCUCAACACCGCCAUCAAGCUCCAUUGGCACGGCCUUCAAACAGCCAAAGAUCGACCGCUGCUGGUUCCAGUGCGAAGCAGUGCUCGAAGGUUUUCGUUGA